AUGGGGAACUUCAAUGUUUUGAUAGAGGUAUUCAAUCUGCAGAAUUCAGGUCAAAUAGCACCAUUAGAUGAGAUUAUCCGACUGAAGGAGAAAUAUCGCUUCCGUGUUCUAUUAGAUGAAAGCAACUCAUUUGGUGUGCUUGGAAAAUCUGGAAGAGGUCUAACAGAACAUUGUGGAGUUCCGGUUGGGAAGAUAGAUAUCAUAACUGCUUCCAUGGGACAUGCAUUAGCCACAGAAGGAGGAUUCUGCACAGGAAAUGCAAGAGUCAUUGAUCACCAACGUCUGAGCAGUUCUGGUUAUGUCUUUUCUGCUUCCUUGCCCCCAUACCUAGCAAGUGCUGCUAUUACAGCUAUUGAUAUUAUAGAGGAAAAUCCUGAUGUUAUCACCAAACUCAAGAAAAAUAUUGCUAUGCUACGUAAAGGAUCUAUUAUGUAUACUGAAGAUGCUGCUUACCAAGUUAGGGUCCUGGAGCUGUCUAUUGAUAGUUACAACAUGGAUAAUACUUGUAGUGUUGUAUUGAAAGAAGAUUCGAUCUUUGUGGUGACUUCUAAAAGAUCGACACUUGAUAAAUGCCAUCUACCUGUGGGAAUCAGAUUGUUUGUUUCCGCUGGCCAUUCUGAAUCUGAUGUGCUCAAAGCAUCUGAGUCAUUAAAGAGAGCAGCCGCAGCAGUGUUGGCAGGCAACAAAUGA
Messenger RNA from Thlaspi arvense, 690 nucleotides. The record is from the annotation of a GenBank genome assembly. Lineage: Eukaryota; Viridiplantae; Streptophyta; Magnoliopsida; Brassicales; Brassicaceae.